UUUCUUAUUCUAUCUGGUCACUAACAUACGCCUACGGCAUUACACCAAAUUAUAGUAAUCUGUGUUUCAGAACCAGGAAGUUGCGUGUCUUCACUGUUGACCAAAUGACAAUUCAUCAACAUUGGCGCGCAAAAGCGGGCGCUCAUAUCCAGGUUAGUGACCAGAAAGCACGUGUUUAAUUUUCUGYCUGGCAAAAACAGAGUAGCAUACCGACGUUAAUAUUAUCCAUAUAAAAUUCAGUUUAGCAAUCUGCUACAGACGCAUCUUUGCCAGAACAAUAGGCUACCUAUUGGGGAUUUCAUUGAUCAUUUUCAUAUUUCAGAUAGGCCUAGUUUGGUUGGGUAAUAAUUACAUACCUCAGUGGUGGUACUGGCUAUAUGUCUAAAGAUAGCUGUAACAUUGAACUAUCUUCAAUACUUAUGGGAUGACAUAACAUAUUCUGGCGAAUUAAUUUCGAUAUUUGUGAGGAAGAAAAAGGCUACAGRCAGAUCAUGCUUUCCAUCCGACCCUGCAACCCCCGCUGCAUACAGRUAGGCGGUAUGAUCCUGCUUGCUCUGGACUCCAGAGAAGUGAAAAUGUGACGUGAGAUCCCUAGUUCAUAUUGACUGCUAAMAUGAAUGACUUUCAGCUCAAAAUGCAUGUAUAAAACGCAGUUUAUUUCUAUAUAUUGCGUUUUGAAAAUGCAUCACCUGUGCGCGCGUGCAUGUGCGUGCGCGGGGAUUGCAAGCUUUGAACCACUCCUUUUUKGGGGGUCGCUGGUCAAAAGGUUUGAGAACAACUGAGCUAGCGAACAGAUUUCUGAUUUGCUGUACAGCUAAAUAAAACUAGGCAGCAUUACACACUGCAAUGGAUAUUCCAACCCUGWGCCACGGCCUGCUCUGCUCUUGCUGAUCCAAACUUGUUUUGUGCUGCCUAACCAAUGCUGUGCUGUUUACGCCUACAGUGGCAGUUCAGAAAGCGAGUCAAAGAAUUCUUCCGAUUUUUUGUUGUUGUUGAUUAGGCYUUUUCCAAAAUAUGCAAUAUCUUGCGCGUGGACUAGCCUAUAGCCUAUGUUCUGUUCAGUUUGAGGAUAUCGUGAACAUGAGAAGGACCAGAGGUCAACUUUGAUAGCUUGCUAAUACUAUAAUAGAAUUGAAUAAAAAACAUGUUUCUUCCCCAUGAUGUAUUUAUCCGAGUUAUUUACUUCACAAUAAGCCUGAUUCGAGUAACUGUUGUGGGGCUGAAGCUUGAAUCAGCAGCCGUGGCACAAUCACUCGAAAAUGGACAGCUCAUGGUGCUGAAAGUAGGCACAUUCCAGUAAUUAAUUUCAACCGUCUUCAUUUUAGUUAGACUUGACUAACAACCAGAGGGCUUUGUGUUGGAGCCUAUUUCUUCAUAUUURAGAAAUAAGGUAGGCCUACCUGUUUGACAGAAAUUGGGCUGGACUGCUAUAUCCAUAGUUUUGUAGGCCAAUUCCUCCAUCAUGCAGUCUUUAAAUAUUCUACCUCCGUGUCAGUGAAGGACUGUUAMGUUAAAACAAGGACUCGAAUUGAAGGGGUAUGAGAGGGUAUGCCAUAGGUCUACUUUUAUUUUAUUUUUUAGAAAAUKCCAAAAAGCGCAGGCCUACCCAUUGUUAGYUUAAGAUUUUGAAGAAAAUAAAACAGAUCCGAUUAUUUAAAGUGACGCUAGAAACAAGCUGUAAAAUACCCUGGAAAGACGUGAUUCCGAUGCACAUGCGAUAUCAUUGUUUAGUUUCUUUGACAUUGAGGCUGAGAUAAAACCUUCUAUAGCCUAGGAGACUGAUUGGGAAGUAAUCUAAUUCUGUCACUAUGAAUUGAUUAAGCUAUUCACUUUCUGUACAGUAGAAGAUGUUUACAUUGGGUUAAGCCAUGGAAGAAGAGUAGCCAGCCGUUAAAGCUUACAUUUGUCUGCGUCGGUUGGCCUACUCGUUCUAAGGGUGGAAAGGUAGGCCUGACUUUUGAAAGUACCACGCUCAGAUUCCUAAUGACGUCUCAUAUUUAAUUAUUUGCAAAUAGGGACAGUUUCGUUGCGAACAAGACACUCUGAUUUGGCAUUGGAGAAAUGUGAUAAAAUGAACACAAGGGCCUAUCUCUCUGUCCAUUCUUAGCCUGUAAUUUCGGUAGUUUGUGUGGUAUUAACAAAUAUUGAGAUUCGGACCAUGUGACUUGAGACUUGUUUGUGACUCGAACAAUAGUGACUUGGUCCCACCCCUUAGUGGUACACAUAAGGAGCGAAAGGAAUGUUCCGUAUCGUUUAUGAAAUKGAGAAUGUUCAUAGAAAUCCAAACUGACGGUGUCCACUCCACUCCUGUAGGUAGCGACAUUGCAGAAUGCGUUAAGCCGUGGUGCACACGCUACGCAGGCUUUUGGCACAGCAGAUCCAUGAACAUCUAUCAUAGAUGAACGAAGUUGUCAAAUAAUAGCGUUGUCACKGAUUGUUAGCUAGCUAGCACUAGCAUUCUGUAAAAAUGUCUAAAAUACAGUUGUUGAGAGUGUUUCUCAACCAGCGGCUAACUGUGGCUGCUGAGGAGAUAUUUGGAGCAGUUGAAAAAACGAUAGCUGAGUACCAGGAAGAGGUUUCCCGUUCGAAAAAGGAGAACGACCGUCUACAGAAGAUUCUUGACCUCGUUAUUAAACCUGAGAUAAAGUUACAAAGAGCAGACCUCCAGCAGCUCACUGUGUUGGAAGAGGAGAUUCACCCUGAGCAGCAGCCCUGUGUGCAGGAUUGGAGCCCUAGUCUUGGACAGGAGGACAGCGAGCCCAUACGGAUAAAAAAGGAGCAGGAGGAACUCAAAAAGCAACUUCAGUGGCUGGAGUCUGACACCAGAGAGUUCAUAUUUGAUCCUUUCUGUGUAAGUGAUUAUGAUCAGGACCCAACUCAGUCCUUGCAAAUCCAAAGUGAGGAAAAUAGGGAGAGAGAUUCUCAACCAAACGUUGUAACUGGACAGAUCAAAACAGAACCUGAUGGAGAGGACUACAGAAUAUCAGAACCAACCUGUUCUUCAGCUCAGAGUAAAAAUAGUGAACAUGUCAAUGGGAUGGAAAACAAAGGAGCGCAGUCUGUUUUAAAGUCACACAAACCAAAGACCACAAGAAAACAAAAAAGAAAACAAACUUAUAGCAGUGCAAAUGGCAUGAAAUGUACUCCAUGUUCUUGUAAGGUUUGUGGGAGGUCUUUUCGGUACAAGCGCCCCUUUUUUAAUCAUGUGCAAAGUCAUGCACAUAUAGAGGAUAAAGAACGUGUCUGUGGUGUKUGUGGAAAGCACCUAGAUUCUAAAGAGAGUAUGAAAGAUCACCUUCAAACUCACAUCGUAGCUGAGCCUGAGUUUUGUCAUGUUUGUGGUAAAACGUUCACCACGAAGCUUAGGCUGAAAAAGCACAUGAGGGUUCACACGGGAGAGAAACCAUAUCGCUGCGAUGAUUGUGGCAGGUGUUUCAGUGAUGCCGCCAAUUUGAUCGGACACAAAAGGACUCACACCGGCGAGAAACCAUAUUGCUGCCAGGAAUGUGGCCAAGGAUUCACUCAAAGUGGACAUCUGGUUUUGCACAGGAGGAGACAUACUGGGGAGAAGCCAUAUCUCUGUUCUGUGUGUGGCAAAAGUUUCAGCACCAGAUCAAAUUAUACAGGACACAUGAGAGUUCACACAGGGGAGAAACCGUACAGCUGCCAUGAUUGUAGCAAAUGUUUCAGCAAUACUGCUAAUCUGAGUGCUCACAGGAGGAUUCAUACAGGGGAGAAACCAUAUUGUUGUGAUUAUUGUGGCAAAGGGUUUGCUCAGAAUGGAAAUCUUAAAAUGCACAUGAAGACACACAGGAAAUAAAUCUUAUAGGCUAAUUGCUGUGUGAGAAAUAUCUCAGCACUGACAUCCACCCAACUUGAGAAUCCACACAAGAGAGAAAUACAUCUCUUUCGUGACUGUGGCAAAGCCUUUGCACAGUGGAAAUUUGGCAAGGCAUAAUGAGAAUGUACAAAAUGUAUAAAAUGUCAGAAUUCAGCAUGUACAACAAAAUUUCAACAGUUUGAUUACACAGGAUAGAACUGUGAUCUGGCUCAUCUGACAGUGAUUAUGAGGUUUCACACACAGUGGUGAGAGACUAUACAAGUAUCCUAUAGAAAAUGCUUUAUCACAAGUGUAUUAACUAGACUUCAAAGGAGCCUAGUUGAGGAAAAAUUGUAGGCCUACUUGCAAUCCCUGCUGCAAGUGCUUCAAAUGGACUCACUAGGAAGGCACAUUCACAACAGGUAGAAAACAUGGCAGGGCCUUCAGGGAAAGGGCAUCAGACAGGAUUGAGARGCAUAUUCUCACUUCCACCAGUAAGAAGAGAUGGGGUCUAGUAUAUACCCACAAGAACCCGGCUCUAGGAUCAACAUGAUAUGACUGUACUAGCUUGAACUUACAGAACAUUGUUAGAAGUCCACAUGAACAUUGCGCAACAGAUUGCUGAGCAGCAGGAGUCCCUGCUCAUUAGUAUGACACAGGACACACAUUUGAGCUGCUGUCCUGUAUCUUGAAAACAAAACUUAGCAUUUUUUGUCUUGAAAGUAAAAUGCCUUCUCCAGUAAUACAUCAUAUCUGUUUUUAACACUGUUGUGAUGUUGUUGUCUUACUUUUCAAAGUGUUUGUUACUUCAUGGCUUUCAUACCAAAACUAUAGUCAUACUUCUGAGUUUGAUGUCAAUUUGCUUGCAAAGAAAAUAAAUACUUGUCUAUUUCAUUGUAUAUGUAUUGACAGGUUUAAAUAAUUAGUAUGCUAUGUUCCAGGUGAACUAUUAAAUGUGCAUGGGCUACCAUCUGAAAUGUGUGCUUCUUAUUUCAACCAGAAACUUGAAUAUCAUAAAAUAUCAAAAUGUAUGAUCAUUUUAAUAUCAUACAUUUUCCAGACAUCCAGAACGUGGCACAGAAUAACACAUAUGCUGUAAUGGGAAUUGAUUUGGCUAAUUAUUUCCCUGUAUUUGAUUUACUGUUGAUAUGUAAUACACAUAAUUGUGUGGGAAGACAAAGACAGAUACAUCCCCUUGGGUAACGUAUCUAUCUAUAUUUAAUUAAGUCGCUUUGUGCCUGUUAGUAUAAACUGAUCUAUUGUAGCUAACUAUCUAUGAUAUUAUUUUUUACCUGUUUAACUGCCAGUAUCAAAUGUCUGCUAGUGUUGAAUGUUAUGGUUAAGGUCUGACGCAAGACUGGAUUUAAGGACACACUGAUAAUGUAUCUGUGACACUGUGAUUCUGUAGCAGCUGAUGUGACUUCCUUCAAGCCUUCGGCUGGUGUUUACAGAAGAUUCGGUGCUGUGUGAUUAAUAUAUAAGGACCGUUAGACAUUUUCAAUGCUUCUGUUCUGUAGGUGUUUCUCUGAAUUGUUGUAUUAAACCGGAUUGAUUUCGAUUUGACUUCA
Salvelinus sp. IW2-2015 is the source of this 5388-nucleotide messenger RNA. RefSeq names its product zinc finger protein 391. NCBI's taxonomy places the organism in Eukaryota, Metazoa, Chordata, Actinopteri, Salmoniformes, Salmonidae. The record is from RefSeq and is a predicted model, not a curated record.